Molecule: messenger RNA, 1153 nt
Organism: Aspergillus ibericus CBS 121593
Lineage: Eukaryota; Fungi; Ascomycota; Eurotiomycetes; Eurotiales; Aspergillaceae
Exons: 2
Coding region: 117-953 (278 amino acids)
Source: RefSeq, a predicted model, not a curated record
CUUAGACAAACUCCGUACACCUUCUCUUUAGGUCUGGGGGACUUCAUCUUCUUAAUCGUAUAGUCCGAUUUAUAUGAACCGGUACCUCUCUUAUGACCGCUUAAUGUACGUGCUUAAUGACUUCUUAUCCCUGCCCGCCAAUGAACCUGCCUGGCUGUUAUUCAUCGACUACAGUUGAAGGCCUCAUGCCACAUCUUCCCAUUCAUCAAUGUGACACCUUUGUCACAAGCCCAACAAGCCCAAUUAUAAGGAAACGAAAGAGGGAACUAGUUAAGACAGAUCAUGUCGCCACACUGUCAAAUAGACUUGUCCUGUCAUCCGUUCAUUAUACGAACCCACAAUUCCGCUUCGACUAUCCAGAACCCUCAGGCGACCACAGAGAGGUCCUUGUUUCCCAGCGAUGUCUUCACAGGAAACGACGAGUUCAGCAACCACAUACUCACCACAGACCGCCAUAUACAGAAAAUAUUGCUCACGCGCUACAAUCAAGCUCGUCUCAGACUAAGAUUCCUUCCCAAAAUGACUGUGUUUCUGCGGUCCUAGAUGUCAACUCCCCGCCAGUAUCACCUAGAACCAUUUCUCCAAAUCCCUACCAGCAACCGCAAACCCUCUGUGCAUCUGCGUUCUGCCUACGUCCGUGCCAUAUCUGUCACAGGAGACCAACGACACUAGAAUUUGUCGACGCCUAUGCAGAUUGCGAGCUGUGUGGUCAAAGGAGCUGUUAUAUAUGUCUCCGGCACUGCGACGCUAUAAAUUGCAAUGGUUUAGCCAAAAUUCCUAAAAGAAACUUUCAGGAAAGUGCCAACGGCGAUGGAGUGCAGGCCGGGCAAGCUCGGAAGGUUUGCUCGACAUGUGCAGUUGAAGGUGUGACUGAAGGAGGCAUGGAAGUAGUAAGGUGCCUCGAAUGCGUGCGAGGCUUUCAAUACCAAUGGCAGGCAGUUCACCCGGACUAAGAGAGUUACGGUGGCCUUGGAAUAAGCUUUACGUGGACAAUAGGGGAAUGAGAGGAUAGGCCAAAUAAUUCUUAUUCCCGGUGCACAAUAUGACAAGAAGCCAGAAUAUCUAAUACUCAAUUUAAUCUGGAAUAACCAGAUAUAUUUAGGAAGCACUCCCCGCACUUCAGCUACAUUCACAAUGAGAUGGUUAAUGGAGG